GUUGUGCAGCUGCUGCACAGAUAUCUAUGGAGCUUUUAGCUAAUUCUCUGUAGGUAAUUUAYGUGUCGGAGCUGCCAGUUGUUCUGACCUGUUCCUGUUCACAAGACCUAAACAAGCUUUUACUCCUGGUAAAAAAAAAACAACAACAACCUUUGCUGUUUGUUAUUGUUAGCAUCUGCCUGCCGGUGUUCAGCCCGUGUCCAGCCCGCCGAUGUGGUGGAUGCAGCCUGGUGAACUCACACCAUUCCUGACGGAGGAAAAAAAGACAAAAAAGAAAAUUAGAGAGCGCUUAACAAGAAUUUACAAGACAAUUCAGAUUUAGAAGAGUGAAACAUCUACGAGACAACACAACUGAGCAAACCUGAGUGCAGUGAAAUGAGCAUUACUGAGGAGGAGCCAGAUGUUGAACUAAGGGCAGACUGGACAGCAGAGUGACUCACCUCCUCCUCCUCUUCAGGUCACGCUCCGGUGAGAAGCUGCUGCCUCCUCGGGUUGUGUUGUUUGUUUUUAGCAACGCUUGCCUGCGGAUAUUUCAGCCUAACCCGGGGUUUUUCCUCUCGUGGUUGUCGAAGCGAAGACUACCGCUGCGGAGCCCCAGCGAGCGGAGAGAACAGGCGAAAGCACCGAGUGACGGAAAUACACGACGAGGAGUGACUGUCAGUUCCAGGCCCUCUGUGAAAGGAUGAUGGCCGAUGCCGGCGAUGACCUUCUGUCUCGCAGCAAUGGAGGUCCCUGUCCUGUAAGCACUGGUGGAAACCCCCCGUCCUGCAGCAGCCAGGACCCUCUCCCAGCAGAAGGAGAUGAAGACACAGGAGUUCAUCUGCACAGAUCACACAUCGAGAAAGAAAACGGGCCGAGUCCGAACGGCGGAGUUCUCCAACAGAAUGGCUCCCCGAGGAAUCUCCCCCCGCCGUCAGCAGCUUCUCCCUCCCCUGCUGUUAAAGACCCCCAAAAACCUGGCAGGCGUCACGUCCCCUCCAAGCUGUCCCCAUCAUCUUCCUCUCCUCCACUCUGCCCCCACUGCCAUUUCCACUCCACCCUGUGCUGCCCCUGCGGUCAGUCGGAGUGCCCACUCUUCCAGAACCCCACCUCUGACCCCCACCAAGGCACCGCUACAUCCUGCCCAUGCUGCCUCUCUGCUUGCACCUACUCUCACCCUCAUCACCCGUCCUCCCCCGCCCCUCUUCACCACCAUCAUCCGUCCUCCCCCGCCCCUCUUCACCACCAUCACCAGCGCUGGCACCUGCAGAGUCCGAUACACGCAGCUGGAAUCAGUUACGCAGAGCUGAUUGCCGACUGGCCGGUGGUUGUGCUCGGGGUGUGCACGGUGCUCAUUGUGGUUUGUGCCUUAGUGGGCAUCCUAGUGCCAGACCUGCCAGAUUUCUCUGACCCGCUUCUGGGUUUCGAGCCUCGAGGAACUGCAAUUGGCCAGCGACUUGUCACAUGGAACAACAUGGUCAAAAAUACAGGCUACAAAGCUACUCUGGCCAACUACCCCUUCAAAUAUGCUGAUGAGCAAGCCAAAAAUCACCAAGAACCCAGAUGGCCAGAGGACCACUUUGAAAGAGACAAACGGCAGGCUGAGUGGGACUUCAGUAAAGAUUUCUUCUGUGAUGUGCCAGGUGACAGCUACUCUCGGUUGGUGUUCACAUCAGCUGAAGGAAAGAAUCUGUGGAAUAUUCAGGCCAUCAAAUCAAUGUGCAAUCAGGACAACACAAGAGUGCGCUCCCAUCGUGACUACUGGAGUCUUUGUCAGCGCACUAACGAUGCCUCUUGUUGUCCCAGCUGGACACUUGGGAACUACAUCGCUGUUUUACAAAACAAGUCUUCCUGUCAAAAAAUCACAGAACGAGAUGUGACCCAAACUCUCAAAAUUCUGCGCUCAUGUGCCAAGCACUACCAUAACGGCACGCUCAGACCUGACUGCUGGGAUAUGGCACUGCGACGGAAAGAUCAGAUGAAAUGUGCUGGCGUGCACCGAAAGUGCACCAAGUACAACGCCGUCUACCAGAUCCUUCACUUCCUGGUGGACAAAGACUUCCUCAGUCCUAAGAGUCUGGAGCAUCCGCCACCUGUUCUCAAGCACAGCAUGCUCUUCUCUCCCACAGAGAAGGGGGAGUCCAUGAUGAACAUUUACUUGGACAAUUUUGAGAACUGGAACUCCUCUGAUGGUAUCACCACAGUCACAGGGAUCGAGUUUGGCAUCAAACACGACCUCUUCCAGGAUUACCUUCUCACUGACACAGUGUACCCCGCCAUAGCCAUCGUCAUUGUACUGCUGGUCAUGUGUGUCUAUACGCGCUCGGUUUUUAUCACUCUUAUGACUAUAAUCGCCAUCAUCAGUUCACUGAUAGUGUCCUACUUCCUUUAUCGAAUGGUCUUCAAKUUUGAGUUCUUCCCCUUCAUGAACCUCACUGCCCUCAUUAUCCUUGUUGGGAUCGGUGCAGAUGACGCGUUUGUGCUUUGCGAUGUGUGGAACUACACCAAGUUUGAUAAGCCUCAUGCAGAGUUGGCAGAGACUGUCAAUGUGACCCUGCAACAUGCUGCCCUCUCCAUGUUUGUCACCAGUUUCACCACCGCUGCAGCUUUUUACGCCAACUAUGUCAGCAACAUCACUGCCAUACGUUGCUUCGGUGUCUACGCUGGCACUGCCAUUUUGGUUAAUUAUAUUCUAAUGGUGACAUGGCUGCCUGCUGUGGUGGUGCUACAUGAACGUUACCUGCCAAACAUGUUCCCCUGCUCAGAGUCUGAACAGCAACAAAGAAGCUUCUGCUCCCAGAUGUUCUGGGUGGGUCUUUGUCAGAAAGCUAAUAAAUGUCUCUUUACAGUCUCUGAGGUGUCGAGGAUCUUCUUUGAGAAAGUGCUGCCCUGUAUCGUCAUCAGGCUGCGCUACCUCUGGCUCUUCUGGUUCCUUGCGAUUACAGUUGGCGGAGCAUAUGUGGUUUGCGUAAACCCAAAGAUGAAGCUUCCAUCCCUUGAGCUGGCAGAGUUCCAGGUGUUCCGAUCCUCUCACCCCUUUGAGCGCUACGAUGCAGAGUACAAAAAACUUUUUAUGUUCGAGAGAGUUAAUCAUGGUGAGGACCUCCACAUGCCGAUCACCAUCAUUUGGGGGGUUACCCCCGUGGAUAACGGAGACCCCCUGAACCCCAAAAACAAAGGAAAGCUCAUGUUGGAUACCAGUUUCAACAUAGCUAGUCCAGCUUCUCAAGUGUGGAUCCUCAACUUCUGCCAGAAGCUGAGGAACCAAAGCUUUGUCUUCCAGUCAGAGGAUCAGGACUUCACCAGCUGCUUCAUUGAGACAUUCAAACAGUGGAUGGAGAACCAGGAUUGUGAAGAGGCCUCUGUCUACCCCUGCUGCAGUCAGUCCACUUUCCCCUAUAAGCAGGAUGUAUUUGAGUUGUGCAUCAAGAGAGCCAUUAUGGAGCUGGAUCGGAGUACCAGCUAUCAUCUGGAUAGUAAGACCCCCGGACCUCGAUUUGACAUCAAUGACACCAUCAGAGCCAUAGUCCUAGAGUUUCAGAGUUCCUACCUCUUCACUCUGGCCUACGAGAAGAUGUACCAGUUCUAUCGCGAGGUGGACGCCUGGAUCACAGAGGAGUUACGUUUCGCUCCAGAAGGACUUAGCCACGGCUGGUUUGUCAGCAACCUGGAGUUCUACGACCUCCAAGACAGUCUGUCCGGUGGCACUCUGAUUGCCAUGGCGCUGUCAGUGGCUGUGGCUUUCAGCGUCAUGCUGCUCACCACCUGGAAUGUCAUCAUCAGCCUGUACGCCAUCCUUUCUAUUGCUGGGACCAUAUUUGUCACGGUGGGUUCACUGGUUCUUCUUGGCUGGGAGCUGAAUGUCUUGGAGUCUGUUACCAUUUCUGUGGCCGUGGGACUGUCAGUGGACUUCGCUGUCCACUACGGUGUAGCCUAUAGACUCGCUCCGUUCCCGGACAGAGAGGGGAAGGUGGUUUUUUCCCUAAGUCGGAUGGGUUCUGCUAUUGCUAUGGCAGCACUGACCACCUUCGUUGCUGGAGCAAUGAUGAUGCCUUCAACCGUACUGGCCUACACCCAGCUGGGAAUGUUCAUGAUGCUGAUUAUGUGCAUCAGUUGGGCCUUUGCCACGUUCUUCUUUCAGUGCAUGUGCCGCUGCCUGGGACCCCAAGGCACCUGUGGUCAGAUCCCCCUGCCCAAAAAGCUGCAGUGUCAGACCUUCAGCAAAGCCACCAGCGUCCCCCCAUCUCAGGCCAACAACUCUGGCCUGGGGACAUAUCAGCUGGGGGGAGGGGAGGUGGAGCACUACGAGCUAGAACCACUGGCCUCGGGGCAACAAACUGAAGAGAAACCACAGGAACACGAGCUGGGUACUCAGCUCUUUAACGGAAUCCUUCCUCACCACGCUGCACCUUUUUUACACAUUCAUUGUAAGAGCACUGACACAGAUGGUUCUGUCCCAGAAAAUGGGCUUGUAGCCACACUGAGUCCACCAUCCAGGUGCCAGUACUCUCAUAACACUAACUGUACAUGUGAGGAUCCCCCUCUUCACUCGUUACAACAGGGGACCCCUCAAUCCUGUCCACAGCCUCCCAGAGACUCCCUGUCCUGUCCUCCCACCCCACAGCUCUUCCACCACUCAGGCAAACACAACAAAGCCCUCUUAGACCCAGUCUACACACACAUGGAGUGCCGUUUGCACUUUGUCCACUGCCCCCUCACUCAUUUCCAUCACUGCUCCCAGGGAAGACCAACGCCCCCCAGGCAAGGACCUGUUCAUACCUGCCAUCUCAGAAAGUACUCUGUCCACUCGAAACCCCUCACCCAGAACCAGGACACAACUCCAGCACAAACCUCUGAAGAAGUAAACCCUUUAAGACCCGACAGUAGCCAAAGUGUUGGCCAGUCAACCCCACCUCCCACUCAGUGCCCCCACCCCUCAGCACACACAUCCUGUCCCAACAAACAGAGACUGGCGGAUUGUGAGUGCUGCCGUGGUGAACAUCCUGCCUCCACCACGACCACAGACCUAACCUAUACCAGUGCUCAUAACGUUCCUGGCAACCAGGAGACGCURGGAAAUAUUCCCGUCACACGGGAGAAAAGUGUCAAAAAGUGCGAGGAGAACUUGAAAAGAAAGCGGGCGUCUUCUGCCUCUCCAAAGAAACUCUAUUGUUUUAACCGGACGUUGAAAGUGAAGUGCAAUUCAGCUUCAGGGUUUAACGUGCCAAGAAGUGYGGCCGGCAUGCCUCCUGUCGUAGCAAACCCUAAUCCCUCCUCUGAAAGCCUUUUCUGACUGUAAUUUCAUUAAAAUAAAAACUCAUCACAAAUAUCGUCAAAAUUAAAAAGUGCAAACAAUAUUUGUGCAAUCCAACGAGAUGAGUUGUGUUAACCAAGUGCCUCUUUGUUUAGAUUUUAAAAUGAAAAGCACUGACCCACUAAAGGUUUUGUGCUCACCGGUUAAACACAGGCCAGAUUUGUAUUGUAAAACUGCUAAAACAACUCUGUAAACUGUAAAAUCAACUGUCUAAAGUGUUAAUAAUUGUAUUACAGUUGUGUUUCUGCACCAAAACCACUUUCUACAAUAUCUAAACUGUGGGAAGAAUAAA
This is a messenger RNA of Austrofundulus limnaeus, 5585 nucleotides long. It is a transcript of the gene disp1, whose product is annotated as dispatched homolog 1 (Drosophila). Lineage: Eukaryota; Metazoa; Chordata; Actinopteri; Cyprinodontiformes; Rivulidae. Gene Ontology annotation, biological process: smoothened signaling pathway. Gene Ontology annotation, molecular function: peptide transmembrane transporter activity. The record is from RefSeq and is a predicted model, not a curated record. Gene Ontology annotation, cellular component: membrane.